Molecule: messenger RNA, 4519 nt
Organism: Populus nigra (black poplar)
Lineage: Eukaryota; Viridiplantae; Streptophyta; Magnoliopsida; Malpighiales; Salicaceae
Product: putative disease resistance protein RGA4
Exons: 4
Coding region: 160-4074 (1304 amino acids)
Biological process (GO): defense response to other organism
Molecular function (GO): ADP binding
Source: RefSeq, a predicted model, not a curated record
CAUAAACAUUCUUCUAGCAUUCAAACCGAUAAUCAUCACCGAUCAAACCAAGAAACACCUCAACCACCACCCAGUCACACCUUUUCUUUUAAUUUUUUUCCCCUUCUUUUUUCGUGUUUCCCUCCUCCAUCCACUCCUUUUUGAACCUGCAAAGGAAAAAUGGCUGAAGGUGUGCUCUUCAAUAUUGCGGAGGAAAUAAUAAAGACAUUAGGUUCCCUAACUGCUCAGGAGUUUGCACUAUGGUGGGGGCUCAAAGAUCAAUUGCGGAAGCUCAAUGACACAGUUACCAGGAUCAAGGCUGUGAUUCAAGACGCUGAGGAGCAGGCACAAAAAAGGAACCAUCAAAUCGAAGUCUGGCUCAAGAAGCUGCGGGAAGCUGUAUAUGAUGCAGAGGAUUUGCUGGACGUUUUCUCAACACAAGUUCUGCGGAAACAGUUGAUGCCUGGGAAAAGAGUAUCGAGGGAGGUACGCCUUUUUUUCUCAAGAUCAAAGCAAUUUGUGUAUGGUUUAUGGAUGGGUCAUAAAGUUAAAGCACUUAGAGAGAGAUUAGAUGACAUUGAAACUGACAGUAAAAUAUUCCACUUUGAGGUUCGUGGUGAGGAUAGAGCUUCUUUGACCACUGACAGGGAGCAAACUACCUCCUCUGAACCUGAAAUAACAGUUGGGAGAGAGAGUGACAAAGAGGCAGUUAAAACUUUUCUGAUGAAUUCCAACUAUGAACAUAAUAUUUCUGUCAUCUCCGUAGUUGGAAUAGGAGGGUUGGGGAAGACCACACUAGCUCAACAUGUUUAUAAUGAUGAGCAAGUUAAGGCGCACUUUGGUGUGAGACUCUGGGUAAGUGUCUCAGGCAGCUUAGAUGUUAGAAAGAUUAUCAAAGGGGCUGUAGGUACUGGAGAUUCUGAUGAUCAGUUAGAGAGUCUGAAAAAAAAGCUUGAAGGGAAAAUAGAAAAAAAGAAGUAUCUUCUUGUAUUAGAUGAUGUGUGGGAUGGUGAAAAAUGGGAUAGUUUGAAGGAGUUGUUACCACGUGAUGCAGUAGGAAGUAAGAUAGUGGUAACUACACGUUCUCAUUUAAUUGCCAAAUUCACAAGCACAAUAGAACCACAUGUUUUAAAAGGUCUGUCUGUAGAUGAGUCAUGGGAUCUGUUUAGAAGAAAGGCAUUUCCUCAAGGCCAGGAGUGGGGUCAUGUACAUGAAAGAAUUAGAGAAGAGAUUGUAGAGAGGUGUCAGGGAGUUCCUUUGGUCAUAAAGGCAAUUGCGAGGAUAAUGUCUUUGAAAGAUAGAGCCCUGUGGUUGCCCCUUAUCAAACAAGAACUUCCAAAUUGGGUCAAAGAUGAUAUCAUCAUAGAUACCCUUAAGUUAAGCUACGAUCCUCUUCCAUCAUAUUUGAAGCAUUGCUUUGCAUACUGUAGCUUAUUCCCAAAAGGUCAUGAGAUAGAUGUAAAAUCAUUGAUUCGACUUUGGAUUGCACAAGGGUUCGUUAGCUCUUCGAAUUUGGGCGAGUGUUUAGAAAUUGUUGGUCUUAGGUGCUUUGAGCAUUUAUCGUGGAGGUCAUUCUUUCAUGAAGUCAAGAGGGAUGGUUUAGGUAACAUAAGAAGUUGCAAAAUGGAUGAUUUCAUGCAUGAUCUUGCAACUAAAGUUGCUGGUAUAGAGAGCAUCAAAGUGGAGCGUGGAGUAAAUAGGAUUAGUGAAUUGACUCGGCACGUGUCAUUUGACACGGAAUUGAAUUUGUCUUUGCCUUUUGCAAAACGUCUAAGAACACUUGUAUUGAAAGGUGGCAAAUGGGGUGUGGGGUCAUGGGAGUCUAUUUGUCGAGACUUUAGGCUUUUACGUGUGCUUGUUUUGAGUCAUUUGGGAAUGAAGGAAGUGCCACCUCUCAUUGAAAAGCUCAAGCAACUGAAAUAUCUUGAUCUUUCGAAUAAUGAGAUGGAGGCGCUUUCUAAUUCUGUCACCAAUCUGGUAAAUUUGCAAGUGCUCAAGCUCAAUGGUUGUAGGAAACUUAAGGAACUACCUAGGGAUAUUGGUAAGCUAAUUAAUCUGAGGCAUCUUGAUGUUGGUUGCUAUCUUGAUGAUGAUUUAUGUGAAAAUUUAGAGUAUAUGCCUCGUGGGAUUGGGAAAUUAACUGGUCUACAAACGUUGUCAUGUUUUGUGGCUGCUAAAAAUAGGAGUCCUAAAUCUGUGAUAAUAGGUGGAUUGGAUGAGUUGAGCGGGUUAAAUGAAUUGAGAGGGAGGCUAGAAAUAAGAGUCAAGGGAUAUGAGGGUGGUUCUUGUACAUCAGAAUUUGAAGGAGCUAAAUUGAAAGAGAAACAAUAUCUUCAGUCGUUGACCAUAUGGUGGGACAUAGGGGCAGAUAAUAUUUCAGAUAUUGAUUUGUAUGAUAAAAUGUUGCGAAGCCUCCAGCCAAACUCGAGUCUUCAAGAGUUGAAAGUGAGAGGCUAUAGAGCCAUCGGGUUUCCACAUUGGCUUUCACUUCUAUCAAAUCUUGUAAGGAUUCAUCUAAUAUUCUGUCCAAGACUUAAGCAUAUCCCUUUCUUGGAUAAAAUCCCUUCUCUUAGAGAAUUGUUGAUUAUGCAUUUGAAUAAUUUGGAGUACAUGGAUAGCGAGGGGGAUGGAGGAAGGGGAGUUUCGGGAUUUUUCCCAUCUUUAAAGAAACUUAGCAUCUAUAAUUGUCCUAAUCUGAAGGGAUGGUGGAAGAAGAGUAGAGAUGAGAAGAGUGAUGAUAAUGAUGAGUCAUUAAAAGAAAUGCUCUGUUUUCCAUGUCUUUCUUCCUUGAGCAUUGUUGAUUGUCCAAACUUGACUUCAAUACCGUUUUUUCAAACUCUCUCAAUUCUCAUUUUGUUGAGAGCUAGUUCAAUACCAUUACAGCAGACAAUGGAGAUGACAUCACCAGUCUCUUCUUCUUCUUCUUCUUCCUAUCCUCUCUCCAAAUUGAAGAAACUAUAUAUUUAUUUCAUUGAUGAUAUGGAAUCUCUUCCAGAAGUAGGGCUGCAAAAUCUCUCUUCUCUUCAACAACUAUCGAUUAGGGGAUGCUCAAGAUUGAAGUCUCUGCCACUGCCUGAUCAGGGGAUGCCUUCUCUUCAGAAAUUAAAUAUCAGCAGUUGCAAAGAAUUAGGGUAUCUAUCUCAAUCUGAAUCGCAAAGGAUACCCUACCUUACCUCUUUGCAAGAAUUAGAAAUAUCUUACUGCAGUGGAGAGUUGAGAGUGAUAGAAUAUGGAGGUACGAGGUUUCCAAGUUGGCUUUCACAUCUCCCAAAUCUGGUAAGGGUUCAUCUACAAAAUUGUAGAAGACUUGAGCGUCUCCCUCCCUUAGAUGGAAUCCCUUCUCUUGAAGAAUUGUCAAUCACAAAUAUGGCUAGUUUGGAGUACAUAGAUAGUGAGGGGGUUGGAGGAAAAGGAGUGUCGACAUUUUUCCAAUCGUUGAAGGAACUUCGUAUCUGUGAUUGUCCUAGAUUGAAGGGAUGGUGGAAGAAGAGUAGAGAUGAGAUGAAUGAUGAUAAUGAUGAGCCAAUAAAAGAAACGCUCUGUUUUCCACGUCUUUCUUCCUUGAGCAUUGAUGAUUGUCCAAAUCUGACUUCAAUGCCAUUGUUUCCAAAUCUCGAUGAAGGUCUUUAUUUGUGGAAAACGAGUUCAAUGCCAUUACAGCAGACAAUGGAGAUGACAUCAUCGGUCUCUUCUGCUUCUUCUUCAUUUAUCCGUCCUCUCUCCAAAUUGAAGAAUCUAGAAAUUUAUAUCAUUGACGAUAUGGAAUCUCUUCCGGAAGUAGGGCUGCAAAAUCUCUCUUCUCUUCAACAGCUAUUGAUCUAUGGAUGUGGAAGAUUGAAAUCUCUGCCACUGCCUGAUCAGGGGAUGCCUUCUCUUCAGACAUUACGUAUCAGUUACUGCAGAGAAUUGAAGUCGCUAUCAGAAUCUAAAUAUCAAGGGAGGAUACCCCACCUUCCCUCUUUGCAAUUCUUAAGAAUCAAUGGCUGCAGUGGAGAGCUAACUAGAGGACGGGGAAAGGAGAGCGUGGAGGAGUGGCCUCCUAACAUUAAACACAUUCAAAAGGGUCGCUAUGUAAAGGGUCGCUUACAUAUAUGAAAGGCCAUUAGCAAGCUUCUAUGAGAUUACUAUCUUAUCGUUUUACAGAUGGUGAUGCAUUCCCACUUUCUGAAUUCCAAAGCACAGGUAUAUAUUGUUCUUAAAGCUGGCUAAUUCUCUGAGCAAUUUAGUGUUGAUGGAUAGAGGGACACUGCAAGGAAAUGGCCCUUGACCGUCUGUCUACAACAGCCUUCAAGCAAGCAUGGUGCAGUUCCAGUAACAUUGAAGCAGAUAAGCUGACCUUCAGAUUCCGGGGAUGUGUUAGGAAUUUCACAACCUCCAUAUUAGGAAUAGAUAAUCUGUACAUAUUGACUUUCCUAUUGUAAUGCCUAACUUGUAGGGAGAUAACCUAUGAUGUAGUAAUUGAUUCCUAACUUAUACAAAUGCCUGGAAUCCUGCUUGUAUAAGUACAUGAUGAGAUCAAUAAUAUAUUCAUUCCAGCAAA